UUGUGAUUUUUCUGUAAUUGUUGCUUAAGAAAGUCUAAAGUAUUAAAGUCAGUUAUAUAAGUUGAUUGAAGGAAAAAAUGAAGUCCGUAGAGUGUCAGGUAGCACACACAGAUGGUGCCAAUCUAGAAUGCUGAGUGACUGAAGCUUGGGCAACACUUCCCUGUGCAUGUGUGGGGCCCUUACCCCAAACCCCAGUCCAUUCUCAGGCCCACCCUCAGAUGGACAGGUCUCAGGAAUUCAGCCCAGACACUGGGUGAGCUGUCUCAUGUGCGGUUCCUUUUCUCCCUGUACAGAUAGAUCUCCCUGAAGGGGACUCUCAUUCCAGAGGUCAAGAAGGGUUAAGAAGAAGGUGUUGGGGGCCUACCUCCUCACCCAGCUCAGAAAGGACUUAUCUUACUUCUCAGCUGGACCUCGCUCCAACUCUGUGAAGGUGGAUCUGCAGAGACCCAGAGGACACCACCGAGAGGAGCCCAGAGCAGUGCUCAGGCAGUUGCCCCAGCCCAGGGCCAGCGCCUGCUCAUCAGGAAAGGCAGCCUCAUGCUGGGCCCUCACUUCCCACCACAGCCCCUGGGGCCUGGAGAAGGGAGGCCUACCCCCUGCACCUUUCAGAUCCCCGAUGGAAGCUACAGGUGCCUGGCCCUGGAGGCCGAGGAGAGCGGCAGUGAAGAGGGCCUGCAGGGAGAGGCAGGGCCCAUGGACCUGGAAGACAACAAGGUGGCCAGCAACAGCAGCAGCAGCAUCAGAGACAACUCUUCCUGCAGAGCCAACCAAGGGCUGCCACAGAUGUCCAGAGCCCUGGGCAUUCAGCCAUCCAGCUGCUCCAGGGAAGCACGAGAGGGGUCCCAGCAUGACAACAGGGCCAACCAGGAUUGGGAUGUGGUGAAGGCCCGGCAGGUGGUGACAGUCAGCCCCAGACCCGGCCCUGGGCCCAGGGUGGCCCAGAAACCAGCACUGGGCCGGAGCACUAGCUUCACUGAGAAGGAUCUGAAAGAGGCCAAGGCGCUGAGCCAGCAGAUUGCAGCCCAGCUGACCACCCCUCCCAGCUCCAAUUCCCGAGGUGUCCAGCUCUUCAACAGGCGACGGCAGAGAGUGAACGAGUUCACUUUGGAAAGCCACGGUCAGAGGGUACAGAAGCCUGGCCAGGAGUCCCCCAGAGAGCCCUCUGCAAGCCCCCCAGGCCAUGCCCCAGGUCUCAACUUGAGUUCCACCUUGCUGCCCAAGCCAGGCCCUUCCAGGCACCCAGACCCCGAGACCCGCCACAGAGGGGUCUCUGCACCCAGGAUGGAGGGGUACUCAGAAGAGACCAGCUUGCUGCAGCACCUGGAGAAGAUGGCCAGUGAGGAGGAAGAGGUACCACUGGUGGUUUAUUUAAAGGAGAACGCAGCCCUGUUGACGGCCAAUGGGCUUCAUCUGUCCCAGAACCGAGAGACCCAAGAGUCCUCGCCCAGCCCUCCUCCAGCUGAAGUCCACAGCCCAGCUACAGAUGUCAACCAAAACCUUUCCUCGCCCAGUGCCGCGCUCACCACACCAGCUCCUAACAGCAACCGCAACCUGCCAGCCACCGAUGUCAAUCAGAACCCCCCAGCAACCGUCACCCCCCAGAGCCUGCCGAGUUCUAGCACCCAACAGAAUUCCCCUGAGGCACAGUGCUCACAGAAUGGCACGGUGCCAGAUUCCAAACCCAGCACCCUGUGCGCCGAUGGGCAGCCCCAGGCACCGCUGGAGGAGGUGAGAUCCGGUAUGCUCCUGAUUGACAAGGUCUCGACUCCGCCUUCUGCCACCAGCACCUGCUCCAGAGAAGUUACUCCCAUCCAGGGCUCUGGGCCGCUGACCUCAGAUUUCAUGUCCAGCUCCCUGCUCAUCGAUGUGCAGCCCAGCACCCUAGUGAUGUCAACGGAACAAGAGAUGACUGCACGGCCAGCAGCCACUACACCCACCAAGGUGUACAGCGAGGUCCAUCUCACGCUGGCCAAGCCCCAGUCGGUGGUGAACAGGACGGCCAGGCCUUUUGGGAUCCAGGCACCAGGGGGCACUAACCAAAUAGAGCGGAGCCCCAUGCUGGAGAGACGACACUUUGGGGAGAAGGCCCCUGCUCCCCAGCACCCCACCAUGGUAGAUAGGAGUCCCCGGCCACAGAGACAUGUCAUGUCCCACAGCCCCAUGGUGGAAAGGAGGCUGGUGGGGCAGCGAAGCCCGGCCUUGGAGAGACGCCCCUUAGGGAACUUCACCCCACCGCCCACCUAUGCAGAGACCUUGUCCGCCGCACCCCCGGCUUCCCGGGUUAGGUCUCCCCCGUCUUAUUCUGCCCUGUACCCUAGCUCCGACCCCAAGCCUUCUCAUCUGAAGGGCCAGGCGGUUCCCGCCAGCAAGACGGGCAUUUUGGAGGAGUCAAUGAUCCGCAGAGGCAGUCGAAAAUCCAUGUUCACCUUUGUGGAGAAGCCAAAGGUCACCCCCAAUCCAGACCUGCUGGACCUGGUACAGACCGCGGAUGAGAAGCGGAGGCAGAGGGACCAAGGCGAGGCCGGCGUGGAGGAGGAGCCCUUCGCGCUGGGGGCCGAGGCGUCCAACUUCCAGCAGGAGCCAGUCCCUCGGGACAGGGGCAGCCCUGCAGCCGCGGAGGAGGCUGUCCCCGAGUGGGCUUCCUGCCUCAAGUCGCCCCGUAUCCAGGCCAAGCCCAAGCCCAAACCCAACCAGAACCUCUCGGAGGCCUCUGGGAAGGGGGCUGAGCUUUACGCCCGCCGCCAGUCGCGGAUGGAGAAGUAUGUCAUUGAGUCUUCAGGCCACACUGAGCUGGCCCGCUGCCCUUCACCCACCAUGUCCCUGCCUUCCUCCUGGAAAUACUCCACGAAUGCCCCCGGCUUCCGAGUGGCAUCCCUAAGCCCAGCGCGGACGCCCCCUGCCUCCCUCUACCAUGGCUACCUGCCUGAGAAUGGGGUCCUACGCCCAGAGCCCACCAAGCAGCAGCCCCCAUACCAGAUGCGGCCCUCUCUCUUUGUCCUCUCACCCAUCAAGGAACCUGCCAAGGCCUCCCCUCGAGCUGCCUCAUCAAGAGCUGCCUCCUCAAGAGCCUCUUCACCAAGAGCCACCUCCCCUGCCAAGCCCUGCUCCCUGGACCUAGUGCCCAACCUGCCCAAGGCGGGUCUCCCACCGUCUCCUGCACUGCCUCGGCCUUCGCGAUCCUCCCCAGGCCUCUACACCUCACCUGGCCAGGACGGCCUCCAGCCCACUGCCGUGAGCCCCACCUACAGCAGCGACAUCUCCCCCGUGUCUCCCUCCCGGGCAUGGUCUCCCCGCGCCAAGCAGGCUCCCAGGCCCUCCUUCUCUACCCGGAACGCAGGGAUCGAGGCUCAGGUGUGGAAGCCUUCCUUCUGCUUCAAGUAACGGACCCCACCAGGGUCCCACUGCCUGUCCAGGCCCCUUCUCCAAGGGCCAGGUGGAGAGCACAGGUGGCAGGAAGCGGCCCAGGGCCUAGUGAGGAGGAUGGGGAGUCCAUGGUUCAAGGUCUGCACUGUCGCCAGCUAGCUAUGUGACCUUGGGCAAGCUGCCUCCCCUCUCUGAGCUACAGCAGCCUCUUCUCCACUACAAGGGGUCCUGGACUCCAUGUCGGGGUGGGAAGGAGGGUCACAGAGAGAGCUUCCCGCUGGCAGGCCAUGAUGAGGCCAAGCGGCUUCUUCCAGCCUUGGCGAGCUGCAGGGCUGCCAGUCUGAGGCCAGUGACUCGCUGGGGAAUGGCCAGGACAGGGGAUGCUAAGGGGGACUUCUGGAGCAGACAGAGCCACCAGUGCCUGAGGAUUCUGCCAGCCAGGGGUCUGCCUGCUCAGCCGGCUGGAGGCCUUCCCAGGUGGCCCACGCUCCUGGCAUCUUCCUUCCUGUUGCUGGAUUCUCACCUCUGCAGGCCUGUCUCUCCCUCUGCCUCUGGACGUCUCCUCUCCACUGCUUCAGACAGCCUGCCUGGCCUCCACCCUUUCUUCUCUCCCGGGGCUUCCUGCUGGACGCGGACUUGGCCCACCACUGCUGUCUGCUGCUGUUCUUCCUGCUCUCCCCAGCUGCCUCUGCACCUUCUCCGAGACCUGGCUCCACUUGAGGGAGACUCCUGGCCUAGGCCUCAGUCUUGCUCCACCUGGCUUGCCCUUCUGUUGGGGGGUGGGGGACAUCCCAGGGGAUCCCUGAGGGAAUGAUGUGCAAACGUGUGUGUACUGCUAGGAGGGCGGCUCCUGUGUGAGGUAUCAUGGGCUCAGGCCCCAGGGAGAAAGGCAGAGGAGGAGGUCCCAUCCAGGCCUUCCACUUGCUGUGUGACUUUGGCCAAGUCACUUCCCUCUCUGAGCCUCARUUUUCUCAUCUAUACAAUAAAGGCUCCUCCCCAUGAUAAGCUGUGAGGAUUGAAAGGAUAGGCUGGUGCUUUGCAAGGAAGAGCUUGUGAGUGACAAGAUAGUCCCUGGGAAGACAGAAAAAGGAAACAGGAUAGAUGGAGUUAGAUGUCUGUGAGGAUGACCCGGUGAGGUAUGGUUAGAAUGAGCUGCUGCAGGAGGCCAAAGGCUCAGAAGCCUGGCCUGGGGUGACUCAGGUCGGAAUUGCCUGUGGAAAUGAUGUUGGCUGGGAUAGGCCCACAACAGCUCUGGGGGAAGGGACAGUAAAGACCCUAAGGCUUUGAGGGAAGUCUUGAACUUAGACCUGGAUUCUAAUGAAAUGACUUGGUGUGAAUCUUUGGGUCUCAGUUUCCCCAUUCACACAGUGAAGGUGUUGAGUCAAGUAGCCAGACAUCCCCACACCCCCCUACACCCCUUUGAUAUGAUGCAUCCCCCAAACUACACUUUGUGGGGGAUAAGAAAAGACAGAUACCAGCCGCAGGAUUCAGAUGGAAGCUGCCCAAGACUGGGGGCCGAGGACCACCCACUUCCUUUUUCCCAGUCCUAUUUCUGGGCUCCCAGAGGGGCGAGGGGUGGUGGAGGCGGUGCCAUGCUGGGCUGAGCCUGCAGUUUUCGUGAGCUCAGGGCUCGUCUCCAUGGGAACAGGGGUGCCUUCUCAGUGAGCUCAUUCUGCAUGAACCACAAACUGAGGGGGCAUGCCUGGGGAGCUGUAAAGGAGCUUAGUUCCUUCAUGCCACAUCCCCCCCAGAACAGGGUGAAGCCCCCUGCCCUGGACCCUUGCUCCCUUCAACCCUGGGGGGCCAGCCGUGGAGGAGCCCACCUUCCAUCCUAUGGCUGGGCUGAGCUCUUCUCCCAACUUUGUUUUCUCUCCUGUUCUCAAUACACUCUGCCUCAAAUCCA
Molecule: messenger RNA, 5266 nt
Organism: Urocitellus parryii (Arctic ground squirrel)
Lineage: Eukaryota; Metazoa; Chordata; Mammalia; Rodentia; Sciuridae
Source: RefSeq, a predicted model, not a curated record